GAAUAUACAAGACUGAACCAUCAUCUCAUCAAAAAAAAGACUGAACCAUCAAGAAAAUUCUUCGCCAGAAAAACAAAAAAUCAUCAAGAAAAUCAAUUAUUUUCUCUCGAUUUUAAUUUAUCUUCUGGUAAUGGGGAAUGAGAAAGCUAAGGGAAAUAUUCGCAAUGCUGAUGAAGAUGAUGAACAAGAAGAUCAAAAAGUGGAGAAGUUUUUUGCCCUAAUCAGGAACUUUCAAGAAGCUCGCAACAGAAGAAAAAAUGAAGUAGAAGAAGAGAAAAGGAGACAUAAGAAGGUUAAAAGAGUAAAUAAAAUUGAAGAACAAAAACCCAGUUGGGUUCCUAAAUUUGAAUUGGAAGAUUUUGCGCAGGAAUUUCAAUUUAAAAGACCUCCUUUGAUUUUCCCACGUUCAUGUAUUCAGAAAGAGGAAAAUAAAGAAAAAGUCAAAAAAGAUGAAUUAGAUCUUGAUUUGAGCUUGUAAUGUACUAUUUACAUGUUUUUCAGCUGUUUAAUUAACAAGGAUAUAACUGAUAAUGGCUAUUAAUUUUUGUUCUU
This is a messenger RNA of Mercurialis annua (annual mercury), 552 nucleotides long. Its product is annotated as protein NIM1-INTERACTING 1. The transcript has a single exon. The coding region runs from base 131 to 478 and encodes 115 amino acids. Gene Ontology annotation, biological process: regulation of systemic acquired resistance. NCBI's taxonomy places the organism in Eukaryota, Viridiplantae, Streptophyta, Magnoliopsida, Malpighiales, Euphorbiaceae. The record is from RefSeq and is a predicted model, not a curated record.